AUGACUCACUUACUUUUGUUGGUAUCUCUUUCUACAUUAGUAUCAGGUGACACGUCAGUAGAAUCGUCACCUUUUUGGCAUUUACCCAGACUGUUUGGUUUGAAAAUUAGAAGAUGGCCGGAAGGAAUAACAACAUCUACAAUAAGAAGCAAAAGAUUAAUUGAACCUAAUGGCUGUGCAUGUAACAGAUUGAAAUGUGAAUGCUGUUCAAGGAUAAAUUUCAAUUCUUCACAUGAAGUUUGUUUAAAGAUCACCCUAAUACCCAAUGAAUUAACAUUGAGAACAGGAUUGUUCAGAGAUAAUGGUGCUAUCUAUGAAGGAACAAUAGGUCCAAGUACAGCCCCAAUAUGUGCCGUAAAUUUACCUGGAGUUUGCCUUGUGGUGAACCAUGUAAACAUCAAGCAGCUACAAGUUUGUACCAAGUUGAAUUAUGUCCUUUUCACCCUUGUAAAAUUCCCAUGUACAAGUAUUCAAGAUGGCAAAUUAUCUCUUAUGUCAAAUAUGUACAAAUAA
Phaedon cochleariae (mustard beetle) is the source of this 513-nucleotide messenger RNA. NCBI's taxonomy places the organism in Eukaryota, Metazoa, Arthropoda, Insecta, Coleoptera, Chrysomelidae. The record is from the annotation of a GenBank genome assembly.